Cydia splendana is the source of this 681-nucleotide messenger RNA. RefSeq names its product trafficking protein particle complex subunit 6b (gene Trs33). Gene Ontology annotation, biological process: endoplasmic reticulum to Golgi vesicle-mediated transport; regulation of GTPase activity. The record is from RefSeq and is a predicted model, not a curated record. Gene Ontology annotation, cellular component: cis-Golgi network; trans-Golgi network; TRAPP complex. The transcript has 3 exons. Lineage: Eukaryota; Metazoa; Arthropoda; Insecta; Lepidoptera; Tortricidae. The coding region runs from base 174 to 650 and encodes 158 amino acids.
AUUCGGUUAAUAAAAUAGAUCAAAAAUAAAUAAAUAAAACUGAAAUCAUAGAAAGCCUGAUUUGUUUAGUCAGUGUCUAGUAAAUAUUAAAUUACAUGUAAUAAAAUAUCAAAGAGAUCUACUUCUAAAAUACAAUUAGAUUUACUAGAAUCGACCAUUAGAAAUCUUCAACGAUGGCUGACGACAUUGUUUUUGAAUUACUUCAUUCAGAAAUAAUAAAUUAUGCUAUGGAGCAAUCGAAAGAUAACUCUGAAAAGAAGGAGGCAGACUUAUCUAUUGUGGAAUACAUUGGAUUUGCGGCUGGAUAUAAAGUAAUGGAGCGAUUAACCCGAGAGUGGUCGAGAUUUAAAGAUGAACUGGACACCAUGAAGUUUGUAUGCACAGAUUUCUGGACUUGCAUUUACAAGAAGCAAAUUGAUAAUUUGCGCACAAACCACCAAGGGGUGUAUGUGCUUCAAGACAAUGCGUUCAGAUUUCUCACUAACUUUUCUAAUGGGCAACAAUACUUGGAAUAUGCUCCCAGAUAUGUGGCCUACACAUGUGGUCUGAUAAGAGGCGGUCUGGCAAACCUGUCCAUAAACAGCAUCGUCACCGCUGAAGUGCAGACCAUGCCCUCCUGCAAGUUCCACAUCCAUGUCCAGAGAGUAUGACUUACAAAAUAAAAUAUUUAUUGUUAAUAAA